This is a messenger RNA of Panicum virgatum (switchgrass), 1703 nucleotides long. Its product is annotated as AT-hook motif nuclear-localized protein 20-like. The record is from RefSeq and is a predicted model, not a curated record. The transcript has a single exon. Gene Ontology annotation, molecular function: DNA-binding transcription factor activity; minor groove of adenine-thymine-rich DNA binding. Gene Ontology annotation, cellular component: nucleus. Lineage: Eukaryota; Viridiplantae; Streptophyta; Magnoliopsida; Poales; Poaceae. Bases 615 to 1373 code for a protein of 252 amino acids.
UCACCUUCCUAUAGCCACUUAUAUCCUGCUUGCAACUCUAAUUCCCUUCCUUUUUCAUCACUGAUCGACUUCAGCAGCAGCAACCAAUUUCGGCUCAUCAACAAGAUCGAAAAGCUUGGAGAUCAAGAGGAGGGGCUGGUCUCUGCUUCUUGCUCCUUUCCCGUUCUACCUCGAAUCGGAUCGAGUCGAUCUGUAGACUCGGAUCGUGAUUAGGUACGAAUUCCCCUAUCUUUUCCAAAUCUAGUCAAACUUAUUCCAGUUCCUCUUUCCCCUCCUACAAUUGUUCAUGAAAUAGAUCAAGCACUAACACCGAGCUGGAUCGAUCUGGCUUACUAGUACAUAUGCAGAUCGAGAGACAUGCAUGAAAUUAACUUGUUUCUCUUAGUUUCUGUGAAUGAAGAAUAGACCAAGAAGCAACUAAUUUUUCAUCGGCCUGAUUGCGCGCUGCAAGAAUUUAUCAGGAGAAGGAAGACGAAGAAGCAAGAAAUAGCAGUACCUAGAAGCUGGCCAACCAGUGGUGGAACGAAGGGCGGCUGGGCCUCCCUGUACCCACGGAGGUGCCGCCGCUUUCCUCCUCAAGCCUCGACAAGGAGAACCAGCCGAGCAGCCAAGACAUGGUGGCGCCCUGCCAGGACGGCGAGCAGAGUCAGAGCGGCACAGGUGGCCACGGCGACGACCGCGAGAACUUCAACGGCGAGCCCAAGGAGGGCGCGGUGGUGCCCGACAACCGGCGCCCACGCGGCCGGCCCCCGGGGUCCAAGAACAAGCCUAAGCCGCCCAUCUUCGUCACCCGGGACAGCCCCAACGCGCUGCGCAGCCACGUCAUGGAGGUCGCCGGCGGAGCCGACAUCGCGGAGUCCAUCGCCCACUUCGCGCGCCGCCGGCAGCGCGGUGUCUGCGUGCUCAGCGGCGCGGGGACCGUGGCCGACGUCGCCCUGCGCCAGCCGGCCGCGCCCGGCGCCGUCGUGGCCCUCCGGGGCCGCUUCGAGAUUCUCUCCCUCACCGGCACGUUCCUCCCGGGCCCCUCCCCGCCGGGGGCCACCGGCCUAACCGUUUACCUCGCCGGCGGGCAAGGGCAGGUGGUCGGAGGCAUCGUGGUCGGCUCGCUCACGGCCGCUGGGCCUGUCAUGGUGAUGGCGUCCACGUUUGCGAACGCGACCUACGAGAGGCUGCCGCUGGACGAAGGAGCUGAGGAGGCCAUAGAAGGCCGGCCUGGCGGCGGUGUCGCUCCAAUGAUGGGCGGUGGGCUGCCCGAUCCAUCGGCGAUGCCAAUGUACGGAGGCGUGGCACACAACCUGCUCCUGCCUGGAGGUGGCCAGCCCGGCCAUGGCGCCGAAGGGAGUACAUGGCCGCAGGCACGCCCGCUGUACUAGAGGAUCGGCAGUGAUCGUUGCAUCGCCAUGGCUGGCUAGCUUCAAGCGAUCUAUGAAGGCCAUGUUUGCAACUUGCAAGCAUGGAGCAGCUAGCCCUACAUCACAAUAAGGUUCAGGACAUGCAUGUUCAAUUUCAGCAUAUGGCCGGAGUAUAUGUAGCUAGCUGGUAAGUACUGCAUUGUUUGUCAUAUAUCUUGCAUGGUAAGAAACUGUCUGAUUGUAUGGUAUAUAUAUAUACCUGAACCUUUAUCUAUCGCAUUAUGACUUCGAUUCAAAUCUCUUGCUGAUUUGAUUUGAUCAUAUAUACUUCAUUAAAACACUACUAAAAAA